This is a messenger RNA of Peronospora belbahrii, 636 nucleotides long. Lineage: Eukaryota; Oomycota; Peronosporomycetes; Peronosporales; Peronosporaceae. The record is from the annotation of a GenBank genome assembly.
AUGUUAGGGACACAGGCAGCGGGUAACAACAAUUGGGGGAAAUCGUUCGGUCAGCGUGCAGAGAUGGAUAGCGUACCACUUUUUGAGCGUGAGCACCGCAAUGACAGUCAGUUAGUACAGCGUUUGCAGAACGAGUUAGCCGAUGCCAAGCGUUUUGUAGAGGCACAAGCACGACGCCAGAACGAUCUUGAAUAUGUGAAUGAGGAUCUAGAGCGACGUUUAGAGCAAGAAGCGCUUGAUCGCAUUGCAUUGGAUUCACAGAAAGCCGAAGAUGAAAAACGAUGGCAAGAGGAAAAAGCAGCACUGCAGAAACAACUUGAAUCAUGGGAAGCUCGUUUUGAAGAAGAAACACGACGUCGUGCUAUGGCUGAAGAACGUCUUCGUCGAGCUGAGAAGGAACUCUAUCGGAUGCAUCAAAAGAAAUAUGAUAUUGAGAAACAAGUUCGUCGUGAAGAGAAUGAGAAGCGCAAGCAUGAGGCGGUGAUUGUGCGCACUCUCCAGUCGGACUCACAACGUGCGCAACAGAGCGCUGCCAAUGGGGUUUUGGACCCAACAGUAAACCCAAAAGAUACCAAGCCGGCAGCAGUCCGCACAAGACAGGCACUGUCUUCUGCUAUGGAUUUCCUGGGCGUCUGA